CUAAAAAUCACGACGGUCGUUGCAAAACAAGCACUAACAAUAUGCCACUGUUGGGCAAAAUACUUUGUUUCUUGAUCGUCUUAAUUCGAUUAAGGACAACUUAAAUUAUAUACAAGUAAAGCCGAGGCGGCGUGUAGAUAAUAAUAUCGGCAUACGUGGAGCUUCUCCGUUGAUGCCAUGCGUAUUAGUUAUAUCGCCGAACAGCUGAUCGUGCUCCUUUCCGCAAUUCGAAGGUUAGGUUCUAUAGCGGCGCUGCACAUCGCGUAUACCAAUUAACAGAUACCUGCAGUAUACCACACAUCAGUCAAAGUUGCCGAGUAAAACGCGCAUGGAGAGUGCUUUUCUUGAUCAUUUGAAUAUAACUGUGAUGGCCAAAAAAAUAUUCAGAUAAAGAAUUAUAAAGCGUCAUGAAGUCACUUUUAGUCUUUAUACCAGAGAGAUUUUGCACAGAAAAGCCAGGUUGUAUGUAUGGUAAUAUUUUGUACGAACCAAAUGAGGAUAUCAGCAAGUUUUACAUCCUUGGUUUAACUGAAUCAGUUCAGAGCAUUACCAGAGCAAGCAAUGAUCUGGUGCCUCUUGGGUAUUUUUAUGGGGCUGAGAAAAAAAUUGAGUAUUGGGAAAAGAAACUUCCAAACUGGAUAGAACUGUACCUUUCUCCCCAUUCAAGCUCAAAUUAUGAGUACUGCAUGCGAAAUGUCAUGCUUAAGAAUCAAAAGCUUGCCUUGCUGGACUGUCAUACGGUAGUGAUUUUGUACGAAGAGCACUGUCUACUUAGAGCAGAGUUAUACAGUGAAAAAACUCCUAUGGAUCAUUUCUCCGAAUUAAGAACUAUACUAGCUAAGGAAUCUACAAGGAAAAGUCAAGAUAAGCUGAAAAAUGUCUGUGUUGCUCAUAUGAGAGAAACAAUUUUCAAUGUGCUGAUACUGACCUUUCUCUAUCCUACAAUGUGGCUGUGCAAAAUUACAAAUGCCUUAAAUCCAAUUUUAAAAUACUCUUCGCUGGGUUUGCAUCUGACAGCAUGGUUUCAGAAUGCAAAAUGGACCUUAUCAACACUUUCACAGAGCAAGCGAUUUACACUGAAGACGACCAAUUAUAUCUUAGCUAUGGCUGUAGACAUGGUACUAGGGUUAUUGCUAUUAAAACUGCUACUACAUUUUCUUGGGGAUUCUUCUCCAUCUGACGUACUACUCUUUCAUGCAGAGAAAGUGGUUGAAUCAUUAAAAGGACUUGUUAAUUGGCUAAUGGGAUCACCCGCUGGACUAAAGUUAAAUCGGUCUUUCAACAAUGUGCUUGGCAAGUUUUUCCUUUAUCACAUUCAUCUUUGGUGGGCAUUCCUUGUAGUUUCAAAACCUUUGAUGGAGCUGGCUUUUGGAGUUCUCUUGUUUUUUGGCAGACUAGGUGUUACCUUUCAAAUUUCCAUUGUAGCUGAUCUUCUGGCACUUAUCAGCUUUCAUACUUACUGCAUUUAUAUCUACGCUGCAAGGCUUUUCAAUAUACAAAUCAGAGGAUUAACUGCACUUUUUCGACUGUUCCUUGGAAAGAAAAAGAAUCCUUUGAGGAAGAGAGUUGAUUCCUGCAGAUACCAGCCAGAUCAGCUAUUUGUUGGCACUUUACUUUUUACUAUACUUUUGUUUCUCAUGCCAACAACAUGGCUCUACUACAUUGUUUUUACUGUGCUAAGGAUCAUAAUGAUAGGAUUAGGUGGUUUCUUAACAAGAUUAAAAUUUUACUUGCAAAUAAUGCCUAUCUAUGCUUACUUCAGAUGGCUAUUUCGUACAGUUGAUGCAACUGGUUCUAUUGGAAUCAAAUUAUUAAAUAGAGAAGUCAAAGGUCCAAUCAUGUUAAGGACAAAAGCCAUUAUUGCACCAUGGAGUGAAACUUGGAGAAAAUCAAUUCCUGAUACCAUAAAUAUCCACCCACCCAUUGAAUGGAGUAAAAUUGCCAGUAGUAUAUUCUGGGGACAAUUACUUUAUCCAUUUUAAAGAAUUAACUUGAUUCUCUAUAUAAAUAAGACUGAAAUUAAUAGAUUAAAAUGUUUAAAUUAUAAGUAUCGACAAAUAAUAAGUAUAUAUAUAUAUAUGUAAGUGAUUUGUGUACAUAAAGAAAAGAGAAGUAAAUAAAAGCAAAUAAAAAUCUUUUUUUUAUCA
Molecule: messenger RNA, 2147 nt
Organism: Nasonia vitripennis (jewel wasp)
Lineage: Eukaryota; Metazoa; Arthropoda; Insecta; Hymenoptera; Pteromalidae
Gene: PIG-Q
Product: phosphatidylinositol N-acetylglucosaminyltransferase subunit Q
Exons: 5
Coding region: 408-1982 (524 amino acids)
Biological process (GO): GPI anchor biosynthetic process
Cellular component (GO): endoplasmic reticulum; membrane
Source: RefSeq, a predicted model, not a curated record